CUUUAAGUAGGCAGGGUGGGGUUAGGUGCGCGUGCGCGGUUUUAAUACUCCUCCCAAACUGCCAACUCUUCGCGCAGGCGAGUUAGGCUCGCUUUGCCUAGGUUUACGCGUGCGCCCUAACGGGCUUGGCCCCGGAAGACCAGACGUUAGCGCAGCGGGAACUGCGGUGACAGUCCUCCGGGUGGGGCGCGAGCUAGUCAUGGCGGAGUCUUGGUCUGGGCAGUCCUUGCAGGCUCUGCCGGCCACGGUGCUGGGCGCUCUGGGUGCCCUGGGCAGCGAGUUCCUGCGGGAGUGGGAGGCGCAGGACAUGCGAGUGACCCUCUUCAAGCUGCUGUUGCUGUGGUUGGUGUUAAGUCUCCUGGGCAUCCAGCUGGCUUGGGGGUUCUACGGGAGCACGGUGACCGGGCUGUAUCACCGCCCAGGUCUGGGCGGCCAGAACGGAUCCACACCUGAUGGCUCCACGCAUUUCCCUUCGUGGGAAACAGCAGCAAAUGAACCUCUCAAAACUCACAGAGAAUAAGGGAAAGCAGCAGAGGGGUCUCCAAGGACAUCAUUGGGUCUGCUGGGUCCCACACUGGGUUCUACUGCUGCCCAGAUCCCAGGGAUGACUGCAGGGGGGUCAGGGUUGGGGGGCAGAGAGCAACCCAGUGCUGGUGGGGUUGGGCCUCCACUGCCCUUGGCCUUUCGUCCAGCAGCCCCAGGCACUGGGCCAGUAAAGAGUUUGCCUCUACCCUGA
Messenger RNA from Pteronotus mesoamericanus, 736 nucleotides. It is a transcript of the gene TCTA, whose product is annotated as T cell leukemia translocation altered. The record is from RefSeq and is a predicted model, not a curated record. NCBI's taxonomy places the organism in Eukaryota, Metazoa, Chordata, Mammalia, Chiroptera, Mormoopidae. Bases 200 to 520 code for a protein of 106 amino acids. The transcript has 3 exons. Gene Ontology annotation, biological process: osteoclast fusion.